Messenger RNA from Trichechus manatus latirostris (Florida manatee), 2401 nucleotides. RefSeq names its product cyclic nucleotide gated channel subunit beta 3 (gene CNGB3). Lineage: Eukaryota; Metazoa; Chordata; Mammalia; Sirenia; Trichechidae. Bases 1 to 2346 code for a protein of 781 amino acids. The transcript is spliced from 18 exons. The record is from RefSeq and is a predicted model, not a curated record. Gene Ontology annotation, cellular component: intracellular cyclic nucleotide activated cation channel complex; photoreceptor outer segment; plasma membrane. Gene Ontology annotation, molecular function: cGMP binding; intracellularly cAMP-activated cation channel activity; intracellularly cGMP-activated cation channel activity. Gene Ontology annotation, biological process: monoatomic cation transmembrane transport.
AUGUUUAAAUCGCUGACAGUAAAAUUCAACAAGGUAAAGCCGAGAGAAGAGAACAAUGAGAAUGAAGAGAAUUCUCAUCCAAGCAAUCAGUCUCAGCCAUCCACAAGGCAGGGAGAAAACAAAAAUGAAAUGAAAUCUCUCAAAACCAAGAAGUCUCCAGUCGCAUUUGAAGACCCACACACCAAAAUACAAGAUAAAAUCGCCAAGAAAAACUCCCUUGGCAAUCUGACCAUAAACGCUGACUUUCAAAAUUCAACCGAAGCAAUAGGAACAAUGCCAGAGCAGAAAGAAACAGAGACUGGGAAAGAAGGCGGAGUCAGUCCAAAGAGCAAACCACCCAGAGGUACUGUUAUAAAUGAGUAUGCUGAUGCCCACCUACACAACCUAGUGGAAAGGAUGCGUCAAAGAACAGCCCUCUACAGGAGAAAGUUGGCAGAGGGAGAUAUAUCCUCACCUGAAGGCAGCCCCCAAGCUGCAAAGCCCACAGCUAUACCAUCUACACAAGGAAGCGAUGCUAAGCCAAAAGAAGAGCAUUACUACGGCAUGUUGUGUUGUAAAUUCCGGAAGUUGCCUCUGACAGAUUACUUAAAGCGAAUCAGACUUUCAAGAAGCAUAGAUUCAUACACAGAUCGAUUCUAUCUCCUGUGGCUCCUGCUUGUCACCAUUGCCUAUAACUGGAACUGCUGGCUUAUCCCACUGCGCCUUGUCUUUCCAUAUCAAACACCGGACAACACACACUACUGGUUUAUUAUAGACAUCGUAUGUGAUAUCAUCUACUUUUGUGACAUGCUAUUAGUCCAGCCCAGACUCCAGUUUAUAAGAGGAGGAGAAAUAAUAGUGGAUCUAAAUGAGCUAAAGAGAUACUACAGGAGUUCCACAAAAUUUCAGUUGGAUCUCAUAUCAGUAAUACCAUUUGAUGUUUUCUACCUCUUCUUUGGGUUUAAUCCAAUAUUUAGAACAAAUAGGAUAUUAAAGUACACCUCAUUUUUUGAGUUUAAUCACCACCUAGAGUCUAUAAUGGACAAGGCAUACAUCUACAGGGUCAUUCGAACAACUGGAUACUUGCUGUUUAUUCUGCACAUUAAUACCUGUAUUUAUUACUGGGCUUCAAACUAUGAAGGAAUUGGCACCACUAAGUGGGUUUAUAAUGGUGAAGGAAAUAAGUAUCUGAGAUGUUAUUAUUGGGCAGUUCGAACUUUAAUUACCAUCGGGGGCCUUCCAGAACCACAAACUUCAUUUGAAAUUGUUUUUCAACUCUUGAAUUUUUUUUCUGGAGUUUUUGUGUUCUCCAGCCUAAUUGGUCAGAUGCGAGACGUAAUUGGGGCAGCCACAGCCAAUCAGAACCACUUCCGCGGCUGCAUGGAUCACACCACUGCCUAUAUGAACACUUACUCCAUUCCCAAAAAAGUGCAGAAUCGGGUUCGGACGUGGUAUGAAUAUACAUGGGACUCUCAAAGAAUGCUAGAUGAGUCCGAUCUGCUUGAGAACCUGCCCUCUACAAUGCAGUUAGCCCUCGCCAUUGAUAUGAACUUCAGCAUCAUCAGCAAAGUCGACUUGUUCAAGGGUUGUGAUAUGCAGAUGAUUUAUGAUAUGUUGCUAAGAUUGAAAUCCACUCUCUAUUUACCUGGUGACUUUGUCUGCAAAAAGGGAGAAAUUGGCAAAGAAAUGUAUAUAAUCAAGCAAGGAGCAGUCCAAGUUCUCGGAGGCCCUGAUGGUACUCAAGUUCUGGUUACUCUGAAAGGUGGGGCAGUGUUUGGAGAAAUCAGUCUUCUAGCAGCAGGUGGAGGAAAUCGUCGAACUGCCAAUGUGGUGGCUCAUGGUUUUGCCAAUCUUUUAACACUAGACAAAAAGACCCUCCAAGAAAUUCUAGCACACUAUCCAGAUUCUGAAAAGCUCCUUAUGAAGAAAGCCAGAGUUCUUCUAAAACAGAAGGCUAAGGCCACAGGGGCAACCCCUCCCAGAAAAGGAUGUGCCUUUCUCUUCCCACCUAAAGAAGAGACACCCAAAAUGUUUAAAGCUCUACUUGGAGGUACAGGAAAAACAGGUCUUGCAAGACUACUCAAAUUGAAGAGAGAACAAACAGCUCAGAAAAAAAGUGAAGACUCUGAAGGAGAGGGUAAAGGAAAAGAAUAUGAAGAUGAAGGAAGGGAGCCAGCAGAGAAACCAUGGGAUACACCCAAAUGUGGAGCAAGUCCUAUUACAGUGGAGGAAAUGCUCCAGUUGGGUGGCAGGGCAGUUUUACCCAGAGGAACUACAGGUCAAUCACUCAUCAUCAGCAUGGCUCCUUCUUCUGAGGCUGGAGAAGAGGUUCUGACAAUUGAAGUCAAAGAAAAGGCUAAGCAAUAAGUGUUUGAUUAUCUUUAGACGUAAUCUAGCUAGUUCCCAAAGAGAUUGUACCCAG